Hibiscus syriacus is the source of this 1404-nucleotide messenger RNA. RefSeq names its product glycosyltransferase BC10-like. The coding region runs from base 175 to 1344 and encodes 389 amino acids. The record is from RefSeq and is a predicted model, not a curated record. Gene Ontology annotation, molecular function: glycosyltransferase activity. Gene Ontology annotation, cellular component: membrane. The transcript is spliced from 2 exons. NCBI's taxonomy places the organism in Eukaryota, Viridiplantae, Streptophyta, Magnoliopsida, Malvales, Malvaceae.
UUGGCAUUUGGCAUCUCUUGUCCUCGAAGAAAAGAACUGUUUUUUGAGUGACAGAUGAAAAAUCCCUUUUCUCCUUAACAAGUCUUUCUUCCAGUUUCUUCAUAUAUAUAUAUAUAUAUAGCUGAGUUUCAUUCUGAAAUAAACACCCUGUUUUUUUUAAUAAAAAAAAGGAAAAUGAAGGGUGAAAACAGCAAUAAUCAUGUAAUCUCAUUCUGGAAGCUCUUCAAUGCGCAAAUGCAUUUCUUCAAUAUCCUUUCUUGUUUCUUGUUAUUCGGUUGUGGCCUCUCUCUCGGAGUCAUUCUCAGUUUUCAACUCAAGAACUAUUCUUUUGCUCUUCACAUCACACAGUUGCCUUCCACUUCGAGACCGGCGCAGCCGCCUCCGCCGAUUAAUGAAACAGCCUCGCGUGUUGGAUUAACGGAAUUCCUCGUGCCGCCGAAUGCGAUGCACGACAUGGACGAUAAAGAGCUUCUAUGGAGGGCUUCAAUGUCUCCUCGGAUCGGGCAGUAUCCGUUCGAUCGAGUUCCUAAGGUGGCUUUCAUGUUCUUGACGAAAGGGCCUGUUACAUUGGCUCCAUUGUGGGAGAAAUUCUUCAAAGGGCAUCAAGGGCUGUAUUCUAUCUAUGUGCACUCGGAUCCAUCUUUUAAUCUAUCAGAGCCUGAGGGAUCAGUGUUCCAUGGCAGAAGAAUUCCCAGCCAGGAAGUUGAAUGGGGCAAUGUGAACAUGAUUGAAGCCGAGCGCCGGCUUCUAGCCAAUGCAUUCCUCGAUUUCUCGAACCAAAGAUUCGUUCUUCUAUCUGAAGCAUGUAUUCCGCUCUUUAACUUCUCCACCGUCUACUCUUACCUCAUCAACUCCUCCCGUAGUUUCGUGGAAUCGUACGAUUUACCAGGCCCUGUCGGCCGAGGUCGUUACAAUCGGAGAAUGAGACCUCAGGUCACGCUUCAUCAAUGGAGGAAAGGAGCCCAAUGGUUCGAGAUGGACCGAGACCUCGCACUCGAAGUUGUGUCGGACCAGGUAUAUUUCCCGGUGUUCCAAAAGUAUUGCAGGGGUGCAUGCUAUGCCGAUGAGCAUUAUCUGCCGACGUUUAUAACCACGAAAUUCGGGAACAAGAAUUCCAACAGAACAUUAACAUGGGUUGAUUGGUCGAAAGGAGGGCCUCAUCCAGCCAAGUUCAUAAGGACAAAUGUGACGGUUGAAUUUUUGGAGAGAUUGAGGAGCCAAAGCCAAUGCGAGUACAAUGGGAACACAACAAAUGUGUGUCACUUGUUCGCCAGAAAGUUCUCGCCCGAUGCUUUGUACAGGUUGAUGAAGUUUGCGCCUAAAGUUAUGCAGUUCCAUGAAUAAUAUAUUAUUCAUACAAUUGGAUAACUAUUCUUUAUUCAUUUUUGUAUCAAACCCAGAAAG